AUUACGCUCAGUGCUAGCAGAACAUAAUAUCAACUAUGGCGCUUGAGCAAAAGUCGGCCGCCUCCAUCGCCGAGCAGCCCUGGCGCUCAACAGACUUGCAAGGCCCGUCUGACCUUAGCGCCGCGCAUUCCACUGCCAGCUACGGCAGACCCCGAUCGUUCGAGAUCGUUGAAGCACCAGCUCAAAUCUCCACCAACACCUUUCACGUCCGUGACACUACUCCCCAUGAUAUAUUUCCAGAUGGUGGAACCAGGUCAUGGGUUGUUGUUUUGGGGUCCUUUUUCCUACUGAUGAGCAGUUACGGCAUGAUGAACUCUACUGGUGUCCUGCAGAGUUAUUUUGCCAGUCACCAGCUGUCGGACUACACCAGUAGUGUCAUCGGUUGGAUUCCGGGUCUAUUUGUCUUCUGUGGCCUGGGCUUGGGCGCCCAGGUUGGUCCGAUGUUCGACAGGUACGGACCUACGGGCAUUCUCAUUGCCGGGACGGCCUGCUACGUCGCGGGCCUGCUAUUGAUGGCUGAAUGCCAACUCUACUGGCAAUUUAUCUUGACCUUUGGUGUUCUCACUGGCAUGGGCGCUGCUCUGUUGAGCACGGCUGCCAUUUCUGCCGUUCCCCAUUGGUUCGAUCGCCGAGUUGGCUUGGCUAUGGGCACGGCGAUGGCCGGAGCGGGAGUUGGGGGAGUGGUAUUCCCCUGGGUUCUCCGGGCAGGGUUUAAGGACCUUGGAUACAAGUGGACCAUGCGGCUGCUUGCAUUGAUUGUGGGGACCUUGUGUGCGAUGGGAAUUGCUUUUGUUCGUUCUCGUCUACCAAGAAGCCAGAGCAAGCCGAGCAUCAACGUGCGUGCCUUCCAGGACGCCAGGUUUACCUGGUUGACCAUGGGAACAUUCAUCAUGGAACUGGAAGUCUUUGGCUGCCUCGGUCUCUACCCGACAUAUGUUGUAAUGCAGGGAUUUGGCACUACCACCAGCAUCAUCCUUCUGUCUAUUUUGAACGUGUGUUCUACCAUUGGUCGCCUCGUUGCUGGUGGUGUCGCAGACAAGUAUGGGCGAAUCAACACGCAGAUAGGACUGCUCGGCCUGGGUGCCGUAGCAGUCUUUGUCAUCUGGCUACCCUUCGGAAGCAAGUUGGCGGGACUCUAUAUCUUCAGCUGUGUAUAUGGAUUUGCUUCCGGUUCCUUUAUUAGUCUGGCGCCAGCUUGCAUCGGUCAAAUUUCCAAAGCCAGCGAAGUGGGAGGGAGAUUCGGGGUUUGCUAUCUGACCGUCAGCUUUGCUACCCUAAUCAGUAUCCCCAUUGGUGGUGAGAUGAUUGAGACGGUCGGAAAGCAGGCCAUGGUGGCCUUUCUCGGUGCCGUUCUGGUCAUCGCGAUGGGCAUGUUCUCCAUGGCGCGGUGGUCGUGCCUUAAUUACCGAUGGCGGUGGCAAGCUAAAAUCUGAAUUCUGUUUGGUAAGAAUCCGGUGCAACUAAGUGACUAAUAUGAGUCGGUCAUCACUGAAUUGGGCGAUAAAAGUUUGAUAUUUGGUUUCAACUUUCGGUGUCCUUUCUAUCUAAUAUCAAAAAUCCGCUAGCUUUCGGGGUGUUCGAGGCAGUCCUGGCGCCACAGCAACCAGUGACACAUAAUUAUUGGUUUCAUCUCUUUCUGAUCCCUGUGAAGCUAACUUUAUUGGGCACAUUUACCUCGUGUGUGUCAUCGUGUUGGGGAAGUUUGGGGGAAUACUUGGCUGUUGAUGCCGCCGGAAACAUCGAGUUAGGGCUGCGCGGGGAUAUCGUGGCCGUGAUUGGUGCAUUGGCCCAAUUGAAUUAAUAUCCCGCCGGAGCCAACCCGAGCAAUACAAGCAUAGGUUAUUUCUU
Aspergillus piperis CBS 112811 is the source of this 1848-nucleotide messenger RNA. Its product is annotated as MCT family MFS transporter. Gene Ontology annotation, cellular component: fungal-type vacuole membrane. Bases 36 to 1433 code for a protein of 465 amino acids. The transcript has 4 exons. Lineage: Eukaryota; Fungi; Ascomycota; Eurotiomycetes; Eurotiales; Aspergillaceae. Gene Ontology annotation, molecular function: transmembrane transporter activity. Gene Ontology annotation, biological process: transmembrane transport. The record is from RefSeq and is a predicted model, not a curated record.